CCCAUAACCAAACCUUCCCACGGCUUUGCUCUGCUACAAGAGCUCGACUCACAGCGGCGAACGGGGCGCUUCUGUGACUGUGUCAUAAGGCUCCAUGUUCACCCCGAUCGGCUUUUCAUGGCCCAUAAGAGCAUCCUGGCCGCCUUUAGCCCAGUUCUUGCGUCUCUUCUUCCUAAUCACGGAUCCCUCCUGGACUUAAAUUCUCCUCAGUUUACCCCUGAAACAUUGGCUUUUCUCCUUGAGUACAUGUACACGGGCACAUUGCCUCCAAGCAGCCAGGAGAAGCAGGUACUUUGUGCAGCCUUCCACCUACAGAUGGAGCCACUGCAGCAGGCACUUACUCGAAGAAGAGAAGAGAUGGACCUGAUCUCUGAACCUGAUCAGAAGAAAAUCAACAAUAAGACUGAGACAGAAUCUGAAAAGCAGGAAUCCAUCACUGAGACUCCUUCAGCCUCUUCAUCAUUCUACCCAUAUAGUUCAGACCAGCCUGUGCCAUGUUCACCAAGUUACGAGGAAGUGCCAGUCAUAUGCCAUGCUAAAGCAACAGGAAACAACACACAUUUACUACCAACCCAGAGUGAUAAUAGAACUCUAGAUGUUGUGUCAAAGGCCAGUGUGUCAACUGAAAGCUCUCAAGAUAAUGGUUCUUUGGUCGAUCAUUUCUUUAAUCUGUGUCAUUCAAGAGAAGACAAGAUGGUUAAGAGUUCUCUGAUAAACGUGCCCGAUGAACCUGAGAUGGUUGUCAAGUUUAACUCCAAGGACAUUACAGAACUUAAAUCCAAUGAUUUCCACCUAUGUUUAUCCCCUGCUGAAAGAGAUCAGAGUUCUCAAAGUGCUCUAGUGACCUCUGAAAAUCCUAGCAGUGGCACUAGAAAAGAUCCAGGAUGUGCAACAAGAACCUCAGAUCCUAAAGUGUGGCAAGAAAUUGACCACUGUGUCACAAACGCUUUAGUAGACAGGAAGCCAUCGGGAACUAUUGAAGAUGCCAUAGAAAAUGAACAUCAAAGCUAUCAAUUCUCCAACCAGAGGUCAGAUUGCCUAAAUGCCUAUAAAGGACACAUAAGAUAUCAUUGUCUUUAUGAACGUGAUUUUGAAGGCAACCUACCUUGUGCUGUUCCUAAUGCUGAGAUCAGAGAUAGCUCCAGAGGUGUGAAGACGAUCAAUACAGCUGAGAUAUCGCUCUCAGCCACAGAAAGUUCUAAAUCCUAUGGUUGCUCAAGGACGCAUCCGUUUCAGUGCUCGGUGUGUAAGCGGGCCUUCAGCCAACGUGGUUCUCUAAAUCGUCACAUGCGCACUCACUUGGGCGUACGUCCCUACUCCUGUCCCCGCUGCUCCAUGACCUUCUCAAGACAGUACAGGGUCUCUGAACAUAUGCGUGUCCACCUAAGAAGUUGUCCAGACCCACCAUAGGCCUUAAGUUAUAUAUGGGCCAAAUCUAUCUAUUUAAAAGUGGAACUACACCUCAGUGCCUGAUGGGAACUAAGGGGUCUAUAGCAUCACUUUACAAGAUAUGAUUCCAUUGCUCAAAGUCAAAAUGAAGUCACUGGCCACUUCUUUACCCCAGCCAGGUGUGUAUUCUCCCAGCUUUAUCCACAUCAAGUGUAAAGAGUCAUGCUGUGCCCUACGUCAAACCUCCACCACUCACACUCAGCUAGACAGAGUCACAGUUGCACUGGCAAUGAGGAGAAACCCUACCCGACCCUUCAGUCCCUUAGACAUGAACAGUAGUGUCUGGCUGGUUCAGGCCUGUAGCUCUGAUAUACUUAAACUCAGGAGUUGAACAACUGUUUGUGCUGGUGUGCUGGUGUAUUAAAAUGCUACGUGACUCAAGCACCCAAAAAUGAUUAAAUCAGAACUAUCCAAAGCAAAACUACUGUCUUUGUAAGCAUUAAUAACAUAAUAAAUAUAUAUUUUUUUGCAUUUUUCCCAAGUUUGAAAUGUCAGAUCUGGUGUGCAAGCGACGCAACUGAAGGAUUAGAAUUCACUCUCACUUUUAGAGUCAAAUGAAUACACACACGUUAUACUUUCUUUUAUAAACAAUGUGUUUAUUCAUAAAGCAUACACAUGUAAAUUACAACAACUAUUAAAUCAAGGAGAA
This is a messenger RNA of Trichomycterus rosablanca, 2098 nucleotides long. Its product is annotated as RB-associated KRAB zinc finger protein-like. The coding region runs from base 118 to 1410 and encodes 430 amino acids. Gene Ontology annotation, molecular function: DNA-binding transcription factor activity, RNA polymerase II-specific; protein binding. Gene Ontology annotation, cellular component: nucleus. The transcript is spliced from 2 exons. Gene Ontology annotation, biological process: regulation of transcription by RNA polymerase II. NCBI's taxonomy places the organism in Eukaryota, Metazoa, Chordata, Actinopteri, Siluriformes, Trichomycteridae. The record is from RefSeq and is a predicted model, not a curated record.